Molecule: messenger RNA, 3300 nt
Organism: Triplophysa rosa
Lineage: Eukaryota; Metazoa; Chordata; Actinopteri; Cypriniformes; Nemacheilidae
Product: alpha-1,6-mannosyl-glycoprotein 2-beta-N-acetylglucosaminyltransferase
Exons: 2
Coding region: 182-1402 (406 amino acids)
Biological process (GO): protein N-linked glycosylation; oligosaccharide biosynthetic process
Cellular component (GO): Golgi stack; Golgi membrane
Molecular function (GO): alpha-1,6-mannosylglycoprotein 2-beta-N-acetylglucosaminyltransferase activity
Source: RefSeq, a predicted model, not a curated record
GCGUGUGUGGGUGUUCCUGUUGGCUGUAAGUACACGUCAGCAGUAGAGACCUCCUCACGAUCUCAUUUGUUUCUCUUCCUGGUUUCAACUUCACCGCACAUGACACUUUAUCCGAUGCCCGCGCGUAACGGGAACGAUCCGGAGCACAACGCGCACAUCACGGCACAUGAAACACUAAAACAUGAGAUUCCGACUGUUGAAAAAGAACUUUAUUGCGGUCGUCGCCCUCCUCGCCGUCUUGUUAACGUUGUUUUACAUCAUGCUCGGGACUAAAGUUGUCGGGAGUGAGGAGGGGGUCACGCAGACGGCCAAGUUCGACUACGGCACCAUCAUUAGUAUGCGCACUUCAGUGUAUGACAGCAACUUCAAACAGUUGAUUCAGAACGGAGAGCGCUUCCCGUCGGAGCCGGAGAUGGUCAUCGCGGUACAGGUGCACAACAGACCGGCGUACCUUCAAAUGCUCAUCCGCUCUCUGGAAAACGUGAAAGGCAUCGAAAAAGCGCUCGUCAUAUUCAGUCACGAUUACUUUUCCGAGGAGAUUACGCAGAUGGUGAAGGAAAUCGCCUUCUGCAAAGUUCUGCAGAUCUUUUUCCCCUACAGCACGCAGCUGUAUCCCGCCGAAUUCCCGGGACAGGACCCUCGAGAUUGUCCGAGGGACAUGCCUAAAGCGGACGCGCUCCGUGCGGGCUGCUCAAACGCGGAGCACCCGGACUCGUACGGACACUACAGGGAAGCGUCCAUCACGCAGACCAAACAUCACUGGUGGUGGAAGCUGCAUUUCGUGUUCGAGCGGGUGAAGGUUCUUCGGGGCUACAAAAGAUUCGUGGUGUUCGUCGAGGAGGACAACUACCUUCUCCCUGACUUUCAUCACUUCUUCCACGCUAUGGUGGAACUCAGGAAAAUCGACUGCGCGGACUGCGACGUCCUCGCGCUGGGCAAUCACAAAGGCACGUCAGACUUUAGCGAGCUUUCCUCCAAAACGGAGACGGCGGGCUGGAUGUCGACCAAGCACAACAUGGGAACGGGCAUCUCCAGAGAGCUCUACUACAAGCUGAUGGGAUGCAACAAUGAGUUCUGCACCUACGACGAUUACAACUGGGACUGGACGCUGCAGAAUCUGUCUGGCACGUGCAUCUCCAAGCCUCUCAAGGUUCUGGUGGCUCUUGGGAGUCGGGUCCUUCACACGGGAGAUUGCGGCCUGCAUCAGAAAGACGAGUGCCGGCCCGAGGUGGCUCAGCAGAGGGUGGACGAAGCCCUCCGACAAACCGAAUCCGCGCUUUUUGUUUCACAGCUCGCCAUCAAGGCUCAAUCGCCGGCCGAACAUCAACCUCACAUGAAGAACGGAGGCUGGGGGGACGUGCGUGACCACGCGCUUUGCGUCAAUUACGCUGCUCGACUGUGAGCCGGGGUUCAUGUUUAAAUCACAAGUGCCAUUCAGAACAUCAGGGUAGCCCUGAACUUUGCUUCCACCAAAAAGAGGAAAAUGAUAGGAGCCGUAGCGUUUGAUUGUGUGUGUGUGUGUGUGUGUGUGUGUGUGUGCGUGUGUGUGCGUGCGUGCAUGCGUGCAUGCGUGCGUGUGUGUGUGUGUUUUUAAGAGGGAUAGAGGGAUACAUGUCAUGAACAUAAUAUCACAACAUUGGUCCUGAAAAAUAACUUUUCUUUUUUAGUUAGUGUUGGGAUGGAAAUGACUUGGAACACGUGAGAUUCAUGCAAAUGCAAGCAAAUCACAACUUCACCACUCGCUUGAUUUCUCUGAGACUGUUGUAAACGGUCAUGUUCAGAGUUAGUUUUGGUUCAUUUUGUGCAUUGAUUUCUCUUCAGCAGACUUUUGUGUUUGUCCAAUCAGAUUGAACGCAUUGCAGUGCAUUUUCUCAUAAUACAAUAAACAAGAUCUGGAUAUUAUUCCAUGGAAAUAAUAAAGUGUGUUCUUUACAACAAUGAGCAAUUUUGGCAGAACCUUCACAAAAGGGUUUUUAGACUAAAGAAAGAAAAGAAAAUGAAUGAAAUAGAAAGAAUAAAGUAUCCAGACCUUGCUUAUUGUUUGUGCCUUCUUUUAGCAAAAGUUGAGCUAUAAACACAUUUAACAACGACAAUGUAAAUGUAACCGUGUCUUCCGCUCCUAUAGCAGUUUCUAAUGGGAAACAUCGAAACUGUUGUUUGUUGUUUACUUGUUUUUAUUUUUGUUGGGAUGGUUUUGGUGGUUUGUAGAUGUGAGACUCCACUAGGUCAUUGCUUAAUUUUAUCGUGCCUUAGAGAAAACAUUCAAUCAUUUCCAUAUAGGUAUUUGCAUUAUGUUCCUGCUUCGCUGUCGCCACUUUUCCUUAUUUGUGUUUUAUUUCUUUCACAAACAAUCAGGUGAUGAUUCUGAGUUUAGACGUUUUUGUUUUUCUGUUGUCUAAUAACUUCUAAAACACGAAUGGUCACACAGAAAUGCAGUUUACCACUCACUUUUAUGUACGUUUAAAGCUUAUAUCUGCUUUUGAAUAAUGCAGGUGGGUUCCAGAAAUGCACCCAUCAUUACUGAGAACUGUUUGCAAUGUUUUUCUUUUCCUGCAUUUUGCAGGACAUUCGGGUCAAAGCAAAACAAUCAGCGCUUCAUUCCUAAGAGUCAAGCGUUAUAUUUACAGUCUUGAUGUUUAGCUAGAAAGUAAUAUUCACCUGUGUGCCUUGUUUGAAAGCAUAAAAUGUUGGCUUUCAUUUUGUUAGCGUGUUUGUAUCGUAUGUUUUUUUCAUGAUGGGAAGGAAAGUCGGUUUCCCUUCUGCGUCCUCUCUGUGGUUUCCGUCAUAUUUUAAGGGAGGAAAAACUGACAUCCUCAAAUGAGUUGCCAAACUUGAUUCUUUUGUGGAAAAUGAUUUAUCGAGACAUAGCUGCACAUCUGAAUGUUUCUGUGUGCGAGUAAGAGAGAUUGUUUGCUAUUGUAAUGUUAUGAACGGGUAAGAUAUAAUAGCUUUAGUUUUUCCUAAAACAGAUGAUGAUAGCAUCACUAUACAAGCCAUAUUCAAAUGUCUUGAAGCUUUGAGGCGAAGAAUCAUUUGUCAUUGAGGCAUAUGAAAUAUGUACACGUGUGUCACAUCUGUGUACUGAUGGACCAACGCUGUUGUUCAUUCAAAAAUGAUAAAAAUAAUGUUCUUGUUUGCUGUCUGAUUUGGGUAAUGUUAAAGGGAUAAUCCUUUUAAUCCUUAAGGAUUUGUAAUUCUUUUCUUGGCUGAUUCUCUACUUGCGCGUUUCACAAGCAUAAGUCUGUCAUUUUAAUUGGCAUUUUAAGACUGUAGUUUGUAAAUAAUAUACUAGAUGUAUCA